Exophiala dermatitidis NIH/UT8656 is the source of this 2460-nucleotide messenger RNA. RefSeq names its product DNA repair helicase rad15. Gene Ontology annotation, biological process: nucleotide-excision repair; transcription by RNA polymerase II; positive regulation of mitotic recombination. The record is from RefSeq and is a predicted model, not a curated record. Gene Ontology annotation, cellular component: nucleus. Lineage: Eukaryota; Fungi; Ascomycota; Eurotiomycetes; Chaetothyriales; Herpotrichiellaceae. The coding region runs from base 1 to 2460 and encodes 819 amino acids. Gene Ontology annotation, molecular function: ATP binding; damaged DNA binding; hydrolase activity, acting on acid anhydrides, in phosphorus-containing anhydrides. The transcript has 2 exons.
AUGAAGUUCUUCAUAGAUGAUCUGCCUGUUCUUUUUCCAUAUCCUCGAAUAUAUCCCGAACAAUAUGCCUACAUGUGCGACCUCAAGCGAACGCUUGACGCCGGGGGUCACUGCGUCCUUGAAAUGCCGUCUGGAACAGGCAAGACGGUUUCUCUCUUAUCCCUCAUUGUGGCAUAUCAGCAACAUUACCCGGAACAUCGCAAACUCAUCUACUGCUCGCGUACAAUGUCGGAAAUUGAAAAGGCAUUGGCGGAGUUGAAAGCGCUCAUGAAGUAUCGCUCCGAUCAGCUUGGAUACGUGGAAGAUUUCAGAGGACUCGGGCUUACCAGUCGGAAAAACCUCUGUCUACACCCGUCGGUCAAACGAGAGAAGAGUGGUGCCGUGGUCGAUGCAAGGUGUCGCAGCUUGACUGCGGGAUUUGUGAAGGAGAAAAAGGAGCGAGGAGAAGAUGUGGAGGUCUGUGUCUACCAUGACAACCUGGAUCUUCUGGAGCCUCACAAUCUGGUCCCACCCGGCGUCUUCACUCUCGACGGCUUGAUCAGGUAUGGGGAAGAGCAUAAACAGUGCCCCUACUUUUCUGCUCGAAGGAUGAUGCCCUUUUGUAACGUCAUCAUCUACUCUUACCAUUACCUCUUGGAUCCGAAAAUCGCGGAGCGAGUAUCCAAGGAACUGUCGAAAGACUGCAUUGUCGUGUUUGACGAGGCACACAACAUCGACAAUGUCUGUAUCGAGUCCUUGUCGAUCGACUUGACGGAAGACUCUUUGCGAAAGGCGACCAGAGGUGCAAACAACCUCGAGCGGAAAAUUGAGGAGAUGAAAGCGUCGGAUGAGGAGAAAUUGCAAAAUGAAUAUCAAAAACUCGUCGAAGGGCUGAGGGAGGCGGACGAAGCUCGAGCAGAAGAUGCGUUCAUGUCCAAUCCUACCUUGCCCGAUGACCUGCUGAAGGAGGCCGUACCGGGCAACAUUCGUCGCGCCGAGCACUUCGUGGCCUUUCUCAAACGCUUCAUCGAAUACCUGAAAACACGUAUGAAAGUUCUAUACGUCAUCCAAGAGACUCCUCCCUCGUUUCUUUCGCAUCUAAAGGAGCUAACCUUCAUCGAACGCAAACCUCUUCGCUUUUGCGCCGAACGAUUGACGUCGCUCGUUCGUACGCUGGAAUUGACCAACAUCGAAGAUUACCAACCACUGCAGGAGGUCGCUACCUUUGCCACUCUGGUUGCGACAUAUGAGACUGGCUUCUUGUUGAUCCUGGAGCCUUUUGAGACCGAACAAGCCACAGUGCCAAAUCCCAUCCUCCAUUUCGCGUGCCUGGACGCUUCUAUUGCUAUCAAACCCGUCUUUGAACGAUUUUCCUCCGUCAUCAUCACCUCAGGCACUAUAUCUCCUCUAGAGAUGUAUCCAAAAAUGCUGAAUUUCAGCACCGUUCUGCAAGAAUCUUAUCCCAUGUCUCUAGCACGGCGGUCGUUCUUGCCGAUGAUUGUUACACGUGGCUCAGAUCAACAGUCGAUCACUUCCGGCUUCCAGUCUCGAUCUGACCCAGGAGUGGUCCGAAAUUAUGGAGCGCUACUUUUCGAGUUCGCGAAGAUCACUCCCGAUGGUAUUGUCGUCUUCUUUCCUUCUUAUCUCUACAUGGAGAUGAUCAUCAGUAUGUGGCAGGGAAUGGGCAUUCUCGAUCAGAUUUGGACCUACAAACUGAUUUUGGUCGAGACCCCGGAUGCUCAGGAGACAAGUCUUGCACUGGAGACAUACCGAACCGCAUGCGAGAACGGUAAAGGUGCCAUUCUUCUCUGCGUCGCCCGUGGCAAAGUUUCCGAAGGCAUUGAUUUCGAUCAUCACUUUGGCCGGACUGUCUUGUGCAUGGGUGCACCUUUUCAAUAUACAGAAUCCCGAAUCCUGAAAGCCCGGUUGGAAUUUCUUCGCGAGAACUACAGGAUCAAAGAGCAGGAUUUUCUUUCUUUCGAUGCUAUGAGGCAUGCAGCCCAAUGUCUGGGCCGUGUGUUGAGAGGAAAGGACGACUACGGAAUCAUGGUCUUGGCCGACCGUCGCUUUCAGAAGAAACGCAACCAGCUCCCUCGAUGGAUUGCCGAAGAGAUUCAUGACGGUCAAACCGGCUUGAGCACCGACGCGGCUGUUGGUAUGGCAAAGAAAUUCCUAAGGAGCAUCGCACAACCGCUCGGAACCGGGCAAAAAGCGCCCGACGGCUCCACAAAGGGAAAGGAUAGCUGGGAUCUGAAGGAGCUAGAACAAUUUCAGCGCGAACAAAAAGCCAGACGAGGUGAAGGUGAUUUUGGGAGGCACGACGCAUACUCUCAUGACUAUCUCAACAGUGCCGUGAACACAACAACACAAGUCCAGAAUGGUACAAACGGCCACUCGAAUAUUGAAGACGAAUUCGACGAGGGCAUUGCUGAUGAGGAGCUUCUCAUCGCAGAAAGGAUGCAGAUUGAAAUAGUGGGUUGA